This is a messenger RNA of Euleptes europaea (tarantolino), 888 nucleotides long. RefSeq names its product PICALM interacting mitotic regulator (gene PIMREG). The transcript is spliced from 4 exons. Bases 37 to 888 code for a protein of 283 amino acids. The record is from RefSeq and is a predicted model, not a curated record. NCBI's taxonomy places the organism in Eukaryota, Metazoa, Chordata, Lepidosauria, Squamata, Sphaerodactylidae.
CUUUAAUUUGUUAGUAGAAUCCAGAACGCAGAAGAGAUGGCGUCUGUGUUUCAAAGUAUGGGGCCCACUGCUGGUUGGAGGCACCACAAAAUGCUGGCUGACUUUGAGGAAAGUCCAGCGCCUGACAGAUUUAAGAAGCGGUCCUCUCGGGACCUGAAUGCCGUUCGGAUGUCCCUGCGGAAGCGAAUGCCCUUAAAGCAGGUUGAGAUGAACUUUGAGGAGAACCCGACGUGGGAGAGCUUGGAAGCCAAGGAAAAGAGUCAAAACCUCCGAGCGCUCACGAGAACGGCCAAAAACGUCUUUGGGACGGUGUCUCAGAAAAUCCAGAAGAGCUGCCAGGACUCCACGCAGACUCUGGCGAAUGCUUUGGCUAAAGCCUCCAUGACCGGCAAUGGGUGUUCUACCAAAACCCGGCGUGGAUCUCCUCGGACUCCUCGGCGCAAAAGCAACAGGCUCGCUGCCAUCUCCACCCCAACCUCCAGCACCAAGAUGGUGCCCAAAUCUGACCAGAGGUCUUCCUUUCAACCUGGCUCCCGCCGGCUUAAAGAAGACCUCCUCCCUCUCCGGAGAUCCAGGAGGGCUGCGGCCUUGAGAAGUCCAUACGGUUCUCCUGUCUGUGCUGACCUCAGAAGGCAAUUUGACUGUGAUUUAGAGCUGAUUUCCACCGGCAUUCGCCAGCUGAAGCGUCUCUCUCACGCUUUCAACGAUAUCAUUGCCCAAGAAGAGAGAGAUCAAGCGAUCGCCAACUAUUGCCGCGUCAUGUUGCAAAACGUACAAGCUGCACAUUUGCAGACUCAGGGUUGCGCCCGUUCGUCACUCAGGAGGUGUGAGCUGAGGCUACAGCGUAUGCUCAGCAGAUUGGCCGAAACCCGCUGGAAAAACUACUAA